CAAGGUUUGCGGGGUUGCGUACACCGCCACCGGGCGGCGAGCUCUACUACGUACCUCAUCUUCGAAUGCUUCGCCCAUUCCAACCUCCAGACAGGAUCAAUGUCCGCCUUUGAUUGAUCCUAAGAGGGGCGCGAUGACUGAUAUUCGACCUAAUCGACCUUUGCAUGCGCAGUGCACAACACGCAAACCAACGGACCAAUGCAGGAACCCGCCGUAUCUAAUUCGAUGAAGGUGUGAUCCUCGACAUGGCCACCGCUCCAAUUAAGAAGGCAUGUGAUGCUUGUCAUCGACGCAAAGUACGCUGCUCCGGGGGACAGCCAUGCCGGACCUGCGGUCAGACCAACCUUGAAUGCACCUAUCUCGCUAUUCCUCAAAAGAAAGGGCCCAAAGGGAAUCGAUCCAAAAUCCUCUCGCAGAUCCGCAAUUCUCAAAAGAAGAAACAGCCGCAUCUUCCUCAGACGUCACCUUCUGAGUCCACUCCUCAGCAGUCACCGAGUCAGGAGCUGAAACCUUCUCUAGGCUUCAGCAGCCCAUCACCAACAGUCCCGUCUCCAGGGUCCCCCAAUACCGCUCUCCUCAGUAAGCAGACAAUUGAGAAUUGUGUGGAUUUCUACUUCUCCAACAUGUCUACCACUACCUCGAUCCUCAAUCGGCAUCACCUGAUAGAUAUGAUUGACUCCCGGCUUCCCACCGAUACAGAAUUCUACUGCCUCGCAGGAUCCUUGUGUGCAUUUGUCAUGGUUCAACCUGGAAUGAAUUUAGCUGUCGCCCCAGGAUGCCACUACGAAGGUGAGCCUCCCGAAAACCGCUACGGAUAUGCCAAUAUGCUUCUCAACGACGUCCUCCGCGCGCGAAAGUCCAUCGACUACGUCGAGUUUCCCACUUUGAGCGCCGUCCAGACGUCAUUUUUCUUGUUCAGCUGCUAUUUCACCUUGGAACAACAGAAUAUAUGCUGGUUUCAUUUGCGUGAGGCCGCAACUCUGGCUCAGCUGAUGAGCAUGCACGAAGAGUCGUCGUAUCUCGUCGGUGAUCCCGUCGAAAGCAUGUAUAAGCGACGAAUGUAUUGGUUGCUCCUGGUCACAGAGAGAGCAUAUGCUAUGGAACGACACCGUCCGCUCAGUCUACAUCCGACCAUUGGAAUACCAUCGGCCAACGAGCCACACGAGGAAGAACGAAUGUCCGGCUUUCUCUGCUUGAUUAACCUCUUCCGCUGCAUUGAUGAUGAGUUCAUGGCUCUCUGGAACAAAGUGAAGACCGAAUGUUCCGACACCUGGCUUUCGCAGCUCCAGCGACAGGUCGCAGACUCCGUCCCACGAGGACUAAAGACAACAGAAAGCCAAAUGGCUGAUGUUCGGGUCACAUUACAUUGGUUACGCAUCAUGAUCUGGCAACUUUCCAUAACAAAUGGUUAUCUUUCAUCGACGUCUGCCCAUUCCUGCAUGACAUUCAAAUAUCCCAUAGAAGUCACUAGGGACUUGAUUCAGGAUAUUUCAACCCUGACGCUGGAUGCGAUGGAGGUCCAUGGUGUGGGGUUGAUUGAGAAACUAUUCGACAUAGCCUGUACGCUCACCGACGUCAUCUCGUGUGUACCGCUCAUGCCUUCGGAAAUAUCGAAUUCAAGUAACGAGACGCCCUUCGAAUAUCUAAACAAGCUCCUCACCCUCAUUUCCCAGCUGCGAGGCGGCGCGUCAAGGUAUUUCCCCUUGCUACUCGUCAAAGUCUCGGAGACCUUACCUAGUCUGCCUCCCGUCGUCCCAGUGGACCUGGAUCCGAUGCAGAUGAGCAUCAAGCAAGGCUAUGCAGGUGCGAGCGAUCACAUUCCCACACCGGAGCCAACGCAAUUGCGAGGGAUAAAAUUCCCACGCCCAAGUCAACAAAGUCCUCCUCCCUAGAAAGCUUCGGCUUAAAUGCUUCCACCACUAUGGGCCAUGCACGCCUCAGGAGCAAGAGCAUGGCCCAUCCCCAGGUGAACCUGGUCGCAAAAGAUCCGACACACGCAAUCUCAUCAUGGCUGGUAAGGAACGCUCGUGGUUGACACCCAGCUUGUGCGCCGCUAGCUGGGCAGCUCUUUUGGCGAGGCCAAGGGGGAGACUUUAUAAUGGGCUCGUCUCUGCACAGAAGCGUGGCUAUGGGAGUACGCGGCGGGUGUAGCUCAAACGUCUGCCUGGAUCAUGCGAAUAUCAAGGCUACUUACUUCGCCAACAAUCCUAAACGCAUCGGUGUCUUCCAUUGGAGUCUCGGUCUAACGGCUUGUUCUUAUGGAAACUCGAGUUGAGCGGAACCAGUGAAGGUGCCAUCGCUUCUAGGAAGAAGGGAGGUGCUAAUGUGUCUGUUGCUGCAGUGAGCGGCGCCUCGAAUUCGAGAAUUAUCGCGCAACUUUUGGGGCUAUGGGGAACAAAUAGGACAUGAAGCACUGAGAGACGAGGGAAUUCUCAAGCGAAAGAACAGAGACAACAUGGUGAAUCGAAAGGUGCUGACUAUGCCCAGAAACCCUUGUCACCUGCUGGCCGGGGAAAUGGUUGAAAUUGAGUCAGGAACUGACCAGCAUGAGGUGAAAGAUGAUCCCUUCAGUCGCUAGGGACCAACUAAUUCUUCGCUUCUCUAUGAGUCAUGAAUUUUGACCCAUGUGGUCUUUUAAUGAAACCGGCCUGCUUGCUCAGAG
Cladophialophora immunda is the source of this 2662-nucleotide messenger RNA. RefSeq lists its product as uncharacterized. The coding region runs from base 246 to 1892 and encodes 548 amino acids. The transcript has a single exon. Gene Ontology annotation, molecular function: DNA binding; DNA-binding transcription factor activity, RNA polymerase II-specific; zinc ion binding. NCBI's taxonomy places the organism in Eukaryota, Fungi, Ascomycota, Eurotiomycetes, Chaetothyriales, Herpotrichiellaceae. Gene Ontology annotation, biological process: regulation of DNA-templated transcription; DNA-templated transcription. The record is from RefSeq and is a predicted model, not a curated record.